GCCUACUCCGCGCUACAGACCGCUGCAACCUUUUGUUUAGUAUUUUUUGUACGCGCGUGAAGUAAAAAGUGUAAUAUGUGUUUGUUUCUAUGGUGAUUGGUGUUUGUUUUUGGUGCUUGCACGAUGUUUUACAUGCGGACGUUUUUAUUUUUCGUAUUUAGUGCAAGUUUGGUGAUUUCUCAGGAAGAUAGGGAUUUUUAUGUUAACGGUGGCUCACCACAGAAUACCGUAGGGUCGAAAACGGAGCACCCUGGAGGUGUUAUAACGAACGAUCAAGUGGUCUUCUACAAAUCCCAGUCACCUUAUUGGCUGAGAAAUGACAUAAUCAUCGAGAGAUCCGGGGAGCUGGUUAUAGAGCCAGGGGUUGAAGUUAGAGUGGAACCACAAGUUGGUAUCACGGUCAGGGGUGUCCUAACGGCUAAGGGGACAGAAAAUGAAAGAAUCACGUUGACAACAUCUGAGGAAGGUUCCGCGAGAACCAUAAAACUACCUGAACUAAGAUUGGUUGAUGGUCCUAGUAUACUAGCUGGAAGGUUGCAGAUAAGGCAUAAAGACCAAUGGAGAAGUGUUUGCACCAACUCAAAGAAUUGGACCAUAGCAGACCUAGAAACAGCAUGCAGACAACUAGGUUUCCAAGGCGGGAAAUUUUUCCACUGGUUCAAUCGACAGAUGCCGGUAAAACCAAGGUUUCUCUAUGAAGAACCCAAAUGUAUUGGUACUGAAACGUCUCUACAAGAGUGCAGAUGGGAGUCAAGACAAAUGGGGUCAGGUGUGUGCGAUUACCACCCUGAUAUAGCCAUAGAAUGCCAGCCUAGACACGACCUAAUAUUGCCAUUCUGGAGAGGAAUAAAAUUUGAGUAUGCUAACAAUCAGAAGAAGCUAUCGCUGUAUAACACUCUUUAUUUAUCUGAGUCCGACUCCAAACUGGAGUACGUUAACAUUAACUAUGCUGGUGUAGGGAGGGAUCAAAACACAACCAGCGCCUUGGAUAUACUAGGUGUACCUCCCAUGGUGAAUAAUGUAAGAAUCACCAACUCAGCUUAUAACGGCGUAAAUAUAACAAAACCUGAGGCCCCGAUCAAAAUAAACGACUGCGUCAUACAGAACAACAGAGGUUACGGUAUCUUCAUCAACUCCAGCUUUGGUUUGGCCCACAUAGAUGGUUGUACGAUAAACAAUAAUGGUGGGGACGGCGUUAGAUUUGUCAGAGGGGAAGAAAGACCUGAGGAAAGAGCUGAUAAGUUGGGUUACAAAGAUUUUUGCCAGAUAGCAACAGCAUCAAGUCAAACGUUCCCUAUACAGCUCUACGCCGAGCAAACAGUGUUCUAUAACAAAGAUAGAAACUGCCAGAAGGUGUUUACAACUAGAUAUGGGCACAUUAUAACUUUGAGUUUGGUUCGAGCCGUUACAGAUAGGAACGAUAGUGGUUCUAUAGAAGUAUACGACGGCUCCACAUUGAACCACAGACUGCUUACCAAAAUCUACAUUAGAAACAAUACUAGACCACAGUCGGUAUCCACAACAGGCAAUCAAAUCUUCGUUAGGUUCCGCAGUGAUGCCAGAACGGAUUCCGCAGUUUUCCUAAGAAUUCUAUCAGGGCUUCAGAAGUCCUAUGAUGUCAACGUAUCGAACUCGAACGUGUCCGAGAACUUCGGUAGAGGCAUAUCAGUGGAUAACCUUCGAUCUCAAGUGCAUGUUUACAAGAGCACAGUGCAAAGAAACGAACACGUCGCUGGUGUGCACAUAACGAGCGGUGUAGGUGAUGUGAACAUAACGGAAUCAGUUAUAUCGUUCAACAAAGGCGAUGGUAUAAACAUCACAUACACAGGAGGUUCGAGGAACAUAUCGCGAUCCAAAAUAACAUCCAAUGAAGGUUACGGGGCAGCAAUAUGGUUGAACAACACUCUGGAAACUGAGUAUUUGUUUAUUAAUCAAACGUCCGCCAUUCAGUAUAAUUAUUUCGAGAAGAACUUGGACGUUGGAGUGCUACAUGGGAAUUACUGUGGCGAUGCCUUCUUCAAUAUUACCGGCAACUCGUUCGUGAAAAGUUUUGGUGACGCCAUCGAAAUACUAUCGUGUUGGGUACCGAAUAAUGUAUCCACGAGAUUGCAAGUUGGUCAUAAUAUCUUUAGGAUGAAUGAGAGGAUUGCUCUUAAAAUAUAUCCUGCUGUCAAUCUGAAUGGCAGAAUAGAGUUUAACCACUUUAAAAUGGGCACGUUUGGGGGUUUACUAAUCAAAAACAAACCCUUGGAGCAGUUUAACGUCCUUCAAAGUGAUAUAACGGUGCAACAAAACUAUUUCAUAAACAAUACAGGGACCUUUGUGGUGAAUCUAGCCUUAUCUCCAUACGCGCACCAUCAAAAACUCUUAUUCACCAGAAAUUUCGUGAAGAACAACAAAAUCACCGAACCCUUCCAAACUGAAGAUGGUUCAAUUUCAAAUUUAAACCCUAGAAGUCGAGUGGCCGCUCCUGUAGUAGUCGGUUCAAACAACAUUGACGUAUUUAGAAAUAUAUUAGAGAAUCCAGACUCUAAAUACGAAAUUGGCAGUCAUCUUGAAGACCAAAGUAAGACAAUCAACUGCACAUACAACUGGUGGGGCCACUAUGAUGAAAGUUAUAUUAUUGAACGAAUAUUCCACAGAAAUUUUAGAUAUAACCUGGCCAAAAUCAAGUAUACACCCUUUUUGCUGCACAACUCCAACCCUUUGGCCACAAAAGUCUACAAAAAUAGUUACUAUGUUCCCAGGUUUUACAAGGAUGGUUCUGAUAAAAUCGGAGGUGAGAUAGAGGGUGAAGAAACCAUACCACGUGGUGAAUAUAUCGUAGAGAAAGAUAUAAAUAUCAGGCCAAGUGGUAAGUUAACCAUAGAACCAGGUGUUGUGCUAAGAUUCCCUCCAAGUAUUGGUAUAAUGAUUGGAGGUAGAUUGGAAGCUAACGGAGGAGCUCCAGAUGGCAUUAAAUUUACGUUGAAAGAAGAGAUAGCUUUCACCCCAGAAAAUGAAACCUACGAGUUUGAAAUGCUUCAAGAAGAGAACACAGAGGUUAUAACAGAAGUAGAACCCAAAAUACCUAUAAGGCUUCUAGGUGGGAAUACUGAGACCGAAGGUCGCCUUCAAAUAAAAGUUAACAAUCAGUGGGGUACAGUUUGCAAUUAUGGCUGGACCAUAGAAAAUGCUGCACUAGUAUGUCAACAAUUGGGUUACGUUUUAAACCCUUUUGAUUGGUUCAUAGAACGAAGUGAAAUACCUGAAGCAGGAACAAGCGAAAAAGUAAUUUUGUCGAAUGUGCAAUGCGACGAUUUCGAUUUGGACAUCACAAAAUGUAAGGCUGAAAGAUUGGAUAACUUCGAAAAUUCGUGCACACACGAAAACGAUGUUGGUGUUAGGUGCUAUAAAACUUCGUGGGCCGGAGUGAGAUUCAGCGCUCUAUCUGAACGAAGUAACAUACAAUUCAUGACCAUUGAAAAGGCAGGUUUGCUGGAUUACGCCACCAACACUUUUAAACCAGCGUUACAACUAGACUUCUCCAGGCAUAACUUCGAGAAUAUCAAAGUCUCCAAUAAUUACUACCAUGGUUUGGGUGUUGUAUACUCCGACAUAUAUACAGACGACACUGUAAACACAAUCAAGAACUCCGAAUUUUCAGACAAUAAAGGGGCAGGUGUGGCGUUCAAACAGUUUGGUUACAAUAUUUUUGGCAGUGUGAUAGAACGCAAUCAAAUCGGUGUAAAACACGACCCUAUGUUGACUGGACUUCAACAACGCGAGCUCGCUGGAUGGUUCAUAAAAACAGAAGAUGAUAGUAACUAUUCUCCGCUUAAAAUCCCUGAUACAGAAGGUUUAACCACGAUAUACCUACAGAGAGGCGAAAGUAAAUACUUCGUCACCUCCAAAGUUGAAAAGGAGAACAUAUUCAGGUCGUACAACAUUAAGUGUGAUCCAGGUUGGGUUGUGGGGUUACAAUUAUUAAACCCCGUAGAAAAUAGAAGCACCGAGAGUAUUAAAAUACAUGAUAGCUUAACCUACAACAACUACUCUGACAUAUGGGACUUAAAGAGGGACUUAACUGUAUUUCCUACAACAUCCACCGCACCUGGAUUGAUUAUGGACUACACUAGCGGUUAUAAUGCUAUUGGUGGCACUGUUAUAAUGUUAAGUAUAACUAGAGCGCCUGAACAAACCGUCUACAAGAGAAUUGUAAAAGGUCCUGUACCAACACUAACCAUAAGACGUACAAAAAUACGUAAUAACAAAUUUGGAGUUUACUCUUCCUACUACAACAGAUAUCUCGACGAACUCGGAAACCAUUUCCUUCGUAAAGCCAAUGAAACAAUCAAAAUUAUCGACUGUGAGAUAUCACAUACCAUUAAUGAGGCUAUAUUCACGCAUUCGCCUUUCUGGGACUUACAUAAAAGCAAUCUAUCUGAAGUAACCAUUAUGAUCAAUUCGUCUUUGAUCACGGACAAUGGAAAAGGCAUAUUCCAAUUCUCGCGUGACAUGAGGAGUUCAAACAACUUAUUCCACUAUGUUCUCAAGGAUAAUACGAUUGAAAGAAAUGCCGCUGGAGGGUUCGAUAUAAGCCUACCAUAUGUUUGGCAGUACAACGAAAAUUUCACACAUACCGUCUACAUGGAUAACAACACAUGGGCAAAUAAUAGACAGUUUGAGUGGGUAGUGGAUGGUCAUUUUUGUUCUGUGAAUGUUACAAGAGAAGUCUACAAAAAUAACAACUGUAAAACUGGACUCUUCACUAUAAAAGGAAUGGAGAAGAAAAUGUUGCUUAGAAGAAAUCAAUUUAUUGAGAAUAAUGGUUUAUACGUUGUGCAAUUUAGUACUAGCAGUCAAUCGGAGAUCAUUGGGGAUGUCCCAGCAGUAUUUUUCGAGAAUGAGCUACGUAACAACAAAUUCGUUGUGAGGGGUCGAAGUGGCUUGGGCGUUUUACAAGUCAAUAAAGACCCCACGUAUGCCAUAGGUUUUAAAGGGAUACAGAAAGUUUUGCUUAGGAGAAACCUAUUGUCUCAAAAUCUAUUAGACUAUCAACUUGUAGCUGGCAUUAAAACAGCAAAAAUCAACAACUUCUUGGAUGUAAGAGAAAAUUGGUGGGGAUCUAAUAAUGAAGACGACAUUAAGAAAGCUAUAUUCGAUUUUGAUGACUGGAAUGACCACGCUAUAGCAAACUAUUUACCAUACCUUAUCAAUGAUGAGUUUGAAGCCAGUUUGUCUUUGACUUACAAGAAGAAUACCACCAUUGACUUGAACAAUCUUGGUGGACGCAUCAGUGAAAACAUAGAGCUGAGAAACAAGGGUUCACCUUAUAUAAUACGUUCGGAUAUAACCAUAAUGCCCAACACCAUUUUUACCAUAUACCCUGGCGUAGUCAUGGAGUUUGAUGCCAAUGUAGGGAUACUGGUUUUGGGCAGCCUCAUAGCGAAAGGUUAUAGAGGCAGUGAGAUUGUUAUGAGACCUAUAUCAAAAUCGGGAAAUCUAGAAUCAAACGAUGUAUACGGAGUUAGAAAUAAACGAUCUAUGGAGAUGUUCACUGGGCAAGAAAGCAUAAGGUUAUGUCAAAGUAAAGGUUGUGAAGUUGAAGGUGCUUUACCCAACGAAGGGUUUUUGGAGUACUUCAAUAGAACCACAUUGCAAUGGAUACCGAUGUGCGAUUCGAGAUUCACAGAGAGAAACGCACAGGUUGUCUGCAGAGAGUUAGGGUUCGAUCCUCUAAACGCAUACUUCGAACACGGCGUUAGAAUCGAUUUCCACAGCAACUUACUGUCGAGAAUUUGGACGUGGCCAGAGCCGUUACAAUGCAUGGGUACAGAGAAGAAGUAUGAAGAUUGCCCUAUAAGACUAAAUGGACAGCAAUUCGGCCAUAGACACCGAUGCACAUGGGAUUCCAAGUUCAUUUUCAUAGCUUGCGAUGGUAAACCUAAACAAGUCAAAAACCAAUACUGGGGCGGUCUUAGAUUCGCUGACGCCGAGUUUGAGCAAGAGUUAUACUCGCAUAGAAUCCAUGAUGCUUAUACUCACACCACCAAGCAAACUGAAGAGUCAGUGAUGGAGUUCGUGCAUAUUAUUGGUGCCGGGAUAUUACACAACGAAAAAUCGUCAGCUGUGCAAAGUAUAAUCAAAAGUCCUAAGAUACAAUACUGCAAAAUCCAGGACUCUGCUUUUCACGGCAUGGAUUUGAUAUCCCCUUCAAGCACAAUGAAUUUGUUGCAUAAUGAGGUUAAAGACUCUAUGGGGAUAGGCAUCAAUGUGAUCUCCCUAUCAGGUGAAGGAAGAGAGUCCGAUGAAUCAAGUUUCGCACCGCUUAAAGGAUUAAAUAUGCCCUACAAUCUGUUCAGUUUGGUUGAUAUAUGUGAUACGCACAAAGAAAUACGUAUUGAUGAACGAAUCCUACUCUACUACAAAUACGACAAUCAUCCUGUUAACUGCAUCAAAAUCUUCAGGAGUGCCUACGAUAUAAAACCUCUAGGUUUCCGAUUGCUACAAUUCAACCUAUUCAACUCUUCGAGUCAGUACGGCAUACCAGACUUCAUCAGUUUGUUCGAUGGCGAUAUAUACAACAUAUCUUCCAAAGUUAUCGAUAGAAUUUCCACAACGUCAGGAAAUGAGAAGAAGUUAUUUAAGACUAAACUACCAAGUUUGAGUGUUAAACUUUUCGCCAAUGGUGCUUCUUCCGAUCAUGGUUUCAUCGCUGAAAUUGUGACUCUACCCAUAUCAGCUAUAGGAUUCAAUCGUGAUGUACAACAUAACAUAUCAAGCUCAACUAUAAAUAAUAACAAACAAGGUGCCUUAUUGUACAACUCAGCUGGAGAAGUUAACCCUAUAGUAACCAUAGAGAAAAAUCAGUUUAAAAACAACUGCAAGCAGUUGUAUGGAAAUUUUACCACAUGUAAAUCCGCUUUGUACAUGGACGUGCAGAACACACAAACCAUAUUCUUCAGGAAUAAUCUUGUGGACGGAAACCAGGGUGGUUUGUAUAUCAAAGCUGACUCCAGAGGUUCAGCAACAUCCCUACAAGGAUGGAUACACAAUAAUCUCUUUGUGAACAAUUCAAAUCUUCCAACAUUAAUUGUAGAAGGAAGACAGUCAUCACCUUACCAAGAGGUGACCAUUUACAGGAACUAUUUCACGAGAAAUCAGGCCCAAUACCAUAACAACAUUGUUUUGAGACAGGUUGUGUCAAAUUUUACUUAUAACUACGUGAAGAGGAACAUUGGUCAGCAAAAUUUGGAGGUCUCAGGUUUUGAUAAAGUGAGAUUGAAUAUCUAUCAAACAACAACGCAUAAUGGUUUUUAUAAUAAUUACGCAGUCCAUAGAGACAGCAGAUCAACUAUAGUAGCAGGUACUGCAGGUCAACACUACGUGGACAAUAUUUUCUUCAAUCCUGACAAUGACUACGAAAUGAUUACCGUAAACAGAACACUAUUUGAGUUUAACAGUACUCUGCAAUUGUGGAACACCAAAAUCGACGCUGCCAACAACUACUGGGGUGUAAAUACAACUCUGGCCGUUAGAGGGCGUAUCAGGGACCAAAGUGAUGACCGGAAGUUACUAGAGGUUAUAUACCAACCUUUCCAUAUGAAUAAUAAUACUAUAUUGGACGGAAAAUGUCCGCCUGGGUGGGCUUUGGUUGGUGAAACUUGCUAUAUGUUCGUUGGGGCCCCUAUGAGUUUUCCAGAAGCAAAAUCUUUUUGUCAAGCUGAUAACGCUUCAAUACCGUACUUAAUCGGAAAUACGAACUAUAAUUGGCUAUACGAGUUCCUAAGAAAGCAAAAUCAAUGGCAUUUGUAUUCGGAUAGAGUUUGGGUCCAACACAUCGAUAGAAUCAGCGAGUGCACGAUUUUUGCUUACCAAACAGUAGAAAUAAACGAUUGUGGAGAAAAACAUCCUUUUAUUUGUGAAAUAGAUCCAAAAGUGAAAAUCCAGAUACUACCCAGAGCCGACGAUGUGGUUUUGAUAUCAGUAAUAGGGAGUGCUUCGUUGGCGAUAAUAUUAAUAAUAUUGGUUAUUGGCUGUUGGUAUGCCAAGAGUAAGUUCCGGAAAGCCCAAAGAUUAGAGAGGAGGAACAGUAUCCGGCAAAGUCUACAUUCUUUAAGGUCUGUAGGGUUGUCUCCAGCCACUUAUUCAGACGCCAGUUUUAGACGGAAAGCUGCCCAACUCGGUUCCAGAUCCACAGACACUUUAACGAAAGAGUACAAGAAGAUAAAUGGUUCCUUCGACAGCAUGGAGAAGUCAGUAUACAACUCCUCCAUAGAAGAUAACCACUCCUACGACACCUACGAGCAAUCGAACCCUAACCCAUCGAGUUUUGCUUACAACCCCACCAUAGAAUACCACAAAUCCCCGCAGAGGUUCGAGAAUCAAUACGCUAAACCCCAUCAGUUCGACGUGGCAUACAAGAAUCCGGGUUUUAAGGACAACUCAACGUUCAAUAGCGCGACCAAUUCGAACUUCCAGUCGCGCUCCGAAAGUGUGCAAGAUACAGACAAAACCCCCAUCAUCAACUCCCCCAACGGGGGUAUGUCUUACCCCCCAAGUGAAUAUUACACCGCCGAUACCUUACCUCUAAAUAAAUCAUCAUCCACGAUGGAAGAGACCAAUUUCGGCAGAGGUUACGAUCCUUCGUACUACCGAGAACGACCUCCGGUGGACUUAAUGCAAGAGUUAACGAACAAACUGCCAACUUACCCCACCGACUUCGCCCCAGAUUACAACACAGUGGGUUUGGCGCCUUACGAGGAACACAGACCGCAUUCUGAGUUCAUAGAAACAAAUUUUGACGACUUGAAACCCACGCCCAAAGCCCGCUCGAAAAGCGAGGCGCUACUAGAAACCAAUUUCGACUACACGCCGCCAGGGGGCAGCCCUCAAUUCAACCACCCUCUCAAAGACAACAGCAGGAGCAAGUCGCAGCCCCUGGAGACGGCGAUGUGAGGUUAGAAUAGUUUACUGAUUUACAUGUGAUAUUAGAAGCCUUAUAUAUAGUACUAAGAAUGUUUAAAUUUAUUGAAAAUCACACAGAUGUGUUCAAAAGUAUUUUGUUAGUUUGUAAGUGUUUUUUUAUGAUGAAAAACGACUGCCUUAAGAAAGUGCAAUUACUUGUUGACAGUGUAGAGGUUUAAGCAGCUAAAUUAUUGUUUUUGUAAUUUUUAUAUGACUUAAUAUGUAUAUGAUUGAAAAUAUGAGCGUUAAACAAUUAGUAUAUAAGAUCUCAAUAAUAAAUGAAUUAAUG
Molecule: messenger RNA, 9238 nt
Organism: Brassicogethes aeneus
Lineage: Eukaryota; Metazoa; Arthropoda; Insecta; Coleoptera; Nitidulidae
Source: the annotation of a GenBank genome assembly